UUCCCUCCAAAUAUCCCCAAAGCAAAGGAAACAAAAGGGGGGAAAUUAUAAAAAAUUUCAAAAUUUUAAUUUCAAACAGAAAGUCGCUCAGUCGGCUGCUGCUGUCUCUCUCUCUCUCUCCUGAAUGAGACUGUGAGCUAAGCAAAGAGACAGACAGUCAGAGAGAGAGAGAGAUGAUGGAGGUGGAAUCAGGUGAGGGCAAGAGCAACUCCAACCGCAUCAACGAUGCUAAAAAUCAACGGCGAGUAGGCUUAAUUUACGAUCGGAGGAUGUGCAAGCAUCGUACGCCUGAUGAUGAUUAUCAUCCCGAGAAUCCCAAUCGCAUCACUGUCAUUUGGAACAAGCUCAAACUCGCCGGAAUUCUCCAACAAUGUGUGCUUUUAAAUGCAAAAGAAGCUGAGGAUAAAUACAUUUGUUCUGUUCACUCCAAAAACCAUGUUAAUUUGAUUCGAAAUGUAAGCUGCAAAGAGUAUGAUUCAAAGAGAAAGCAUAUUGCGUCCAAAUUAAGUUCUAUAUAUUUAAAUGAAGGAUCAUCAGAGUCUGCUUACCUCGCAGCUGGCUCUGUCAUUGAGGUUGCUGAGAAAGUGGCAAAAGGGGAAUUGGAUUCUGCUUUCGCUAUUGUUAGGCCACCUGGACAUCAUGCUGAAUAUGAUGAGGCAAUGGGAUUUUGUUUAUUUAACAAUGUAGCUAUAGCAGCAAGUUUUCUACUUGAUGAAAGGCCAGAACUUGGAAUAAACAAGAUUUUGAUAGUUGAUUGGGAUGUUCAUCAUGGUAAUGGUACUCAAAAAGCUUUCUGGAAGGAUCCUCGUGUUCUGUUCUUCUCUGUUCACAGGCAUGAGUUUGGCAGUUUUUACCCUGCUAAUGACGAUGGUUUUUACACCAUGGUUGGAGAAGGACCAGGUGCAGGAUAUAAUAUAAAUGUCCCUUGGGAGAAUGGCCAGUGUGGGGAUGCUGACUAUCUUGCAGUUUGGGACCAUAUUUUAGUUCCUGUUGCCCAGGAAUUUAAUCCUGACAUAAUUAUAAUAUCUGCAGGAUUUGAUGCAGCUCUUGGUGAUCCUCUAGGGGGAUGUCGGGUAACACCGUAUGGAUAUUCAGUUAUGUUGAAGAAGUUGAUGGAUUUUGCUCAAGGUAGGAUUGUUUUGGCAUUGGAAGGAGGAUACAAUCCUGAUUCCAUAGCAAAUUCAGCCCUGGCUUGCAUGGAAGUUUUGUUAGAAGACAAACCUAUUUCUGGAUUUUCUGAGGCAUAUCCAUUUGAGUCAACAUGGCGAGUAAUACAAGCGGUUCGCCGGAUAUUAAGUGCAUUCUGGCCAACACUUGCAGAUGAAUUACCAACUAAGUUGACCAAUCAAAAAGCUCCUCCUCAUAUUCUACUAUCAAGCUCUGAAUCUGAUGAGGAGGAGGAUGAAGCUUCGAAAAUUGUAUCAGAAGACCUAGUUUCAGCUGGUGAGGAUGUUGUAGAACCCCUUUUGAGGUUGAAGAUUGAAGAUAAUCAUGAUCAAGUAAAUAGUGCCCUAUGGAGAUCAGAGCUGUCCAAGACUGACAUUUGGUAUGCCACUUUUGGAUCAAAUAUGUGGAAGUCAAGGUUCCUCUGCUAUAUCGAAGGUGGACAGGUUAAAGGUAUGAAAAAACCAUGUUCUGGUUCAAUGGAUAGAAAUCCUCCGAAGGAGAUUACCUGGAAAACUUGUCCUCACCGUCUUUUCUUUGGUCGUGAUUUUAACCAAACAUGGGGUCCCGGAGGGGUUGCUUUCCUUCAUCCUCAAAGCAACAGCCAAGACAAAACUUACAUGUGCCUCUAUAGGAUUACGCUAGAGCAGUUCAAUGAUGUUUUGCUUCAGGAAAAUAUUUCAGUUCAUGACAUGAGUUCUCCUUUUUUUGAUCUAAAUGCUUUGAACUCCAUCCCAAAUGAAGGUUCCUUUUCCGUGGAGGCUGUCAAGGAAGGCUGGUAUCAUAACGUUGUUUACUUGGGAAAGGAGAAUGAUAUACCUAUACUGACCAUGACGUGUCCCCUCUCAGUGAUGGAAAGCUUUAAGUCGGGAGAGAUUCCUUUGCGUGCUCCUUGCAAAGAAUAUGCUGAGACUUUACUAUUAGGCCUGGUCGAAGGCAAACAGCUAUCAGAAGAUGAGGCCACGACUUACAUUCAGGAAGCAACCACAAAACCAUUAUGAUUUCAACUCUUUGUUGCCAGCAUUUCGUAUGUAAAUUUCUGAGGUAAUAGCAUUGAUGGUCCAGAGUCGAGCAAUUCUUGUUGCCCAAACAAGUAGUAGAGUAGAUGAUAUUGAUAGGGUAAUCUCCUUUUAUGUGUGAUAUACAUCCAUUUUAUG
Durio zibethinus is the source of this 2321-nucleotide messenger RNA. Its product is annotated as histone deacetylase 5-like. Gene Ontology annotation, biological process: epigenetic regulation of gene expression. Gene Ontology annotation, molecular function: histone deacetylase activity. Gene Ontology annotation, cellular component: histone deacetylase complex; cytoplasm. The record is from RefSeq and is a predicted model, not a curated record. Lineage: Eukaryota; Viridiplantae; Streptophyta; Magnoliopsida; Malvales; Malvaceae.